CGGAGGAUAAUUUGGAACGUUUAGUGAUGGCGGCUGACGUUUAUCGAGAUUUAAUGGAUAGAUUAAACAAGGCUUCUAAACAUUUUAGUAAGGCUUUAAAGGAUUAUGGAAAUGGCAAAGGAUUGGAAACUACGUAUGUUAUGUGCAUGCAGACAUCAUCCCAGUUUUAUGAAAAUCAUGCUGAUGUUUUAGGAAAAUUGGUAUUAUGUCAAAAUAAAGUUUUACAAAAAGAUUUUGACCUGCUUCAAAAGCUUUGGGACAAGUACUCCAAAAGAGCAAUCAAAGAAGAAAAAGCUCAUAAUGAUUAUGUUGGUGAUUUAGAUAGACAAAUAAAAAAAAUUGGCAAGGAUUAUGAGAAGAAAACAAAAAGAGAUAAUCAACCAGCCUUGGAUUCAUAUGAUGUAAAGAAGACUAAAUGCGUAUUGUGUGUGCUUUUAACAGUGUUCCUAAAUGAGCCGGCUCAAUGA
Molecule: messenger RNA, 467 nt
Organism: Scutellospora calospora
Lineage: Eukaryota; Fungi; Glomeromycota; Glomeromycetes; Diversisporales; Gigasporaceae
Source: the annotation of a GenBank genome assembly